Dendronephthya gigantea is the source of this 627-nucleotide messenger RNA. RefSeq lists its product as uncharacterized. The transcript has a single exon. NCBI's taxonomy places the organism in Eukaryota, Metazoa, Cnidaria, Anthozoa, Malacalcyonacea, Nephtheidae. Bases 1 to 627 code for a protein of 208 amino acids. The record is from RefSeq and is a predicted model, not a curated record.
AUGAUCGCAGAUGUCGAGGCUAUGUUUUACCAGGUGCGCGUCCCUUCGUCAGAUUGUGAUGCUUUGAGGUUUCUGUGGUGGCCUGAUGGCGACCUUUCUAAAGAGGUGGAGGAAUAUGAAAUGAGAGUCCAUCUUUUUGGCGGCGCAUCAUCUCCGAGCUGCGCCAACUUUGCGCUCAAGAAAACUGCGAAAGAUAACGAGACAAGUUUCAACGCUAAGGUAAUCGAAACGGUAGAAAAGAACUUUUACGUUGACGAUUGCCUGAAGUCAGUCAGGGAAGAAGAAGAGGCAGUUGAUCUUGCAAAAAAGCUACGCGAGUUGCUUGCGCGAGGUGGAUUCAAGCUCACAAAAUGGCUCUCCAAUUCAAGAAAGGUGGUCGAAUCCUUACCUGAAUCAGAACGAGCUUCAGUAGUAAAAAAUCUCGACUUCGAUUGCUGGUCCAUGGAAAGAGCGCUCAGUGUCCAAUGGAAUAUAACAUCGGACAAAUUUGGUUUUAAGAUCGUCAUCAAAGACCGGCCUGCCACGAGAAGAGGUAUCUUGUCGAUCGUUAGUUCAGUUUACGAUCCUUUGGGGUUCGCUGCCCCGUUUAUCCUGCAAGCCAAACUCAUUCUUCAAGAUUUAUGUUGA